Molecule: messenger RNA, 2024 nt
Organism: Mercurialis annua (annual mercury)
Lineage: Eukaryota; Viridiplantae; Streptophyta; Magnoliopsida; Malpighiales; Euphorbiaceae
Product: pentatricopeptide repeat-containing protein At1g34160
Exons: 1
Coding region: 97-1848 (583 amino acids)
Biological process (GO): RNA modification
Molecular function (GO): zinc ion binding; protein binding; RNA binding
Source: RefSeq, a predicted model, not a curated record
CUUAAUAUUUUUACCUCAACAGGCAAAAAAAAUUGUCUUGCGUGUCCUGCAGGUUCUUCCCCGCCAAUUAACUAAAAAUUGAAUCUCCGCAAUGGAAUGGCCACCUCCAUACUGUUAGACACUCUUCUACUCCACCACAAAUGCACCUCACCACUCACAUUAUCACACGCCAAGCAACUCCAAUCCUACCUCACAACAUCCGGCCACUUCCAUCUCAGAAUCUCCUCUCCCCGCUCUAAACUGCUCGAACUCUACGCCUUGUCUCUUAACAGCCUCUCCAUUGCCAUCGCCGCUUUCUCCCAAAUCCUCACUCCUUCCACCAAUGACUGGAACGCUCUCUUACGUGGCUUCAUACAAAGCCCUAACCCAUUAGAUGCCUUUAACUGGUACAAAACCAUGAUCCGUGGCUCUCACAGAGUCGACGCCUUGACUUGCUCUUUUGUUUUAAAAGCUUGUGCUCGAGUUUUAGCUUCUUCUGAAUCUACCCAGUUGCAUUCUCAUAUUAUGCGUAAAGGGUUUAUCGCUGAUGCUUUGUUGGGUACUACUUUGCUUGAUUUGUACGCGAAAAGUGGUGAUAUUGAUGGUGCGCGGAAGGUGUUUGAUGAAAUGCUUGUGAGAGAUAUUGCGUCUUGGAAUGCUUUGAUUUCUGGGUUUGCUCAAGGGAAUAAGCCCAGUGAAGCAUUGGGUUUGUUUAAUACGAUGGAGAAUUUGGGGUUCAAGCCUAAUGAAGUUACUGUUCUUGGUGCUUUAUCGGCUUGUUCGCAGUUGGGUGCUUCUAAUGAAGGUAAGAAGGUUCAUGAGUAUAUAAGGAAUGAGAAGUUGGAUAGAAACGUGCAAGUUUGUAAUGCGGUUAUUGAUAUGUAUGGUAAAUGCGGGUUUGCUGAUAAGGCGUUUUUGGUUUUUGAGAGUAUGAAUUGUUUUAAGAGUCUUGUUACUUGGAAUACAAUGAUAAUGGCAUUUGCAAUGCAUGGUGAUGGGGAUAAAGCUCUUGAGCUUUUCGAGCAUAUGCCUCGACAAGGAUUUAACCCUGAUGCAGUGUCUUAUCUUGCAGUGCUGUGCGCAUGUAAUCAUGCAGGGUUAGUAGAAGAGGGCUAUAGAUUGUUUAAUUCUAUGGAGAAGAAGGGAGUUUUACCUAAUGUUAAGCACUACGGGAGUGUUGUUGAUUUGUUGGGCCGAGCUGGAAGGCUUCAGGAAGCGUAUGAUGUGAUCAAUUCCAUGCCGAUGGUGCCUGAUUUGGUACUUUGGCAGACCUUGCUUGGAGCUUGUAAGACUUAUAAAAAUGUAGAAAUGGCAGAAGUUGUUUCUCAGAAGCUAGUAGAAAUGGGGUCUAAUCAUGAUGGUGAUUUCAUUUUGUUAUCAAAUGUAUAUGCGGCACAAGAGAGGUGGACUGAUGUAGGGAGGGUGAGGGAGGCUAUGAAGAAUAGGGAUUUGAAGAAGGCGCCCGGAUUUAGCUACAUUGAAGAAAAUGGGGUAAUGCACAAGUUCUACAAUGGCGAUAAGAUUCAUGAAAGUUGGAGGGAAAUUUAUGCCAAGUUGGAUGAGAUUAGGUUCAGGAUUAAGGAAUAUGGAUAUUUGGCUGAGACAAGCUUCGUGUUGCAUGAUAUAGGAGAGGAAGAGAAAGAGAACGUGUUGUGUCAUCACAGCGAGAAGCUGGCCGUGGCGUUUGGUUUGAUUAGCACUAGCGAAGGGAUGCCGAUUCAAGUAAUUAAGAAUUUGAGGAUAUGCGGUGAUUGCCAUGUUGUGAUUAAGCUUAUAUCGAAGAUAUAUAAUAGAGAAAUUAUUGUGAGGGAUCGAGUAAGGUUUCACAGGUUUAAGCAGGGUUCUUGUUCUUGCAAAGAAUAUUGGUGAAUCAAGUUUAUUCAUUUAUUCUUAGCAUUGUUCUUUAAGUAGUAGGAUUCUAUGGAGAUGUAAUAAGAAUCAAACCACGUCAAAUAUUUAUAUAAAAUUUUGUUUUGAUUAAUCAAAAUUUAUAAUUACUUCAGUUUGGUUUGAUACAUAUAAAUUGAGAUUAAAAUUAUAUAUAA